AUGACAUACCUCUGUGUCUUCUGCACUUCUAUAGAACUGGGUGAACGUUUGCGAGACUAUUGGUCCCUCGUCAGUCUUCACAGGCUAGCGACGAGGUUCAACAUAAAUUCUCAACUAGAGCAUCUUCAAGCCAAAUAUGUUGGAACAGGGCAUGCUGACCUGACCAGAUUUGAAUGGGCUGUAAAUAUCCAAAGAGACAGCUAUGCAUCCUAUGUUGGACACUAUCCAAUGUUGUCAUAUUUUGCCAUUGCUGAGAAUGAAUCAAUUGGAAGGGAGCGCUACGAAUUUAUGCAGAAAAUGCUGCUUCCCUGUGGCCUCCCUCCUGAGAGAGACGAAGACUGAGGAGGUGUUGACGUUGUAGUUGGUACCACGGCAGAAACUUGUGUUCGGCUGAUGUUUGUUA
This is a messenger RNA of Lolium rigidum, 403 nucleotides long. RefSeq lists its product as uncharacterized. Gene Ontology annotation, biological process: mRNA splicing, via spliceosome. The record is from RefSeq and is a predicted model, not a curated record. The transcript is spliced from 4 exons. NCBI's taxonomy places the organism in Eukaryota, Viridiplantae, Streptophyta, Magnoliopsida, Poales, Poaceae. Gene Ontology annotation, cellular component: U2 snRNP; precatalytic spliceosome. The coding region runs from base 1 to 342 and encodes 113 amino acids.